AUCGCCAUUGCCAACAGUGGCUCCGCCCGAACUUCCCUUUCAUUACUUGUCUCUCGACCACAUCUUAAUCAGAGCAAAGCAUUCAAUUCAUUUGCAACUUGUGACCAGUAACUUUCUAUCACCGUAAGCUUUUGAAGCAUUCUUUUCCCUUUCCCGUAGAAAUUAAUCAAGAUUUGGCAAAACUUUUGAAAAGAAAAGGAUCCAUGAAAAUGAACAAAUACCAUUAUCUCAUGAUCAUUUUCUUUGUUACUUUCUCAGUACUUGUUUAUGCAAAUUCUCAAACCACUGUUGUAAAAGAAGAUGAGAAGACCAUCUUAUUGAAGCUCAAGAGCUAUUUGGGAAAUACAUCUGAUAUCCAACAGCGGUGGAAUCUCAGUUCAUCUCCUUGCACUUGGCCAGAGAUUUCUUGUUCUCGUGGUUUUAUCACAGGCAUAAAUCUCGAAUACCAGUACCUUGCUGCAAUCCCACCAAUCAUUUGUAAACUCAAAAAUCUCACACAUCUUAUACUUGCAUCAACCUUUUUAUCAGGAGCAUUUCCAACAGUUGUAUACAACUGCUCAAAGCUGAAAGUUCUUGAUAUUUCUUUUAACAAAUUCCAGGGACCAUUGCCUACGGACAUUCAUCGAAUGUCUAGGCUAACCGGCUUAAAUCUCCGUUCUAAUUUUUUCAAUGGUGCCAUUCCAGGAGCUGUUGGUCUGCUCUCAGAGUUGAAACAUCUGCAUCUUACUGGCAACGAUUUUGAAGGUUCAAUACCCCGGGAAAUCAGAAAUCUCUCAAACCUUGAGAUCUUAGAUGCAUCAAGCAUGGAGAAAUUUGAGCUUGCUACCAUUCCAAAUGAGCUAGGUAAGUUGAAGAAUUUGAGACAACUUGUGUUUAUGAGGUCAAAUUUGAUCGGAAAUAUCCCAGAAGCUAUUUCAAAUAUUUCCAGUCUUGAGUACAUGGAUAUGUCAGAAAACUAUCUGAAUGGAUCAAUUCCAGGAGUUGUUGGUCAGCUUUCAAAGUUGAGACGUCUGUUUCUUACAGGCAACAAUUUUGAAGGUUCAAUACCCCCAGAAAUCGGAAAUCUCUCAAACCUUGAGACUUUAGAUAUAUCAUUCAUGGGGAAAUUUGAGCUUGCUACCAUUCCAGAUGAGCUAGGAGAGUUGAAGAAUUUGAGAAACAUUAGGAUUGUAAAUUCAAAUUUGAUCGGAAACAUCCCAGAAGCAUUUUCAACUUUUUUCAGUCUUGUAUACAUGGAUCUGUCAAGAAACUAUCUGAAUGGAUCAAUUCCAGAUUGGCUUUUUCGUUUUGAAAAUUUGAGCGAUUUAAAUCUUGAACGCAAUCAACUUCAUGGCACCUUACCAAUUCCAAUUGGAGAGGCAAAGUUUUCUGCUCUAAAACUUUCUUGGAAUCAAUUAUCUGGAAAGAUCCCAUUAGAAUAUGAUAAGUAUUCUAACUAUGACUUCUCUGGUAAUUUUGAUCUAUGUACUUGUAACUCAAGCCACGCUACUAAAUACCUACCUUUAUGUACUAAUCAAAAGCACCACAAAGCAAAAAUCAAAGCCCCUGUAUUCGUCGUAGUUUUAGUAAUUAUUGUUCUAGUUUGUCUUUCGUGCUACAUUUUGAAGCAUUCAAAACUCUCUCUGUCCAAAUGUUCUUGGAAGAAGACACAGGAGAUCGAUGAAUGGGAGUUCAUUCCUUUUCGAAGUACUAACUUCACAAGAUCAGAAAUUCUACUGAAUCUAACAGAAGAGAACUUGAUUGGGAGUGGAGGAUCUGGAAACAUCUAUCGAAUUGGUGUUGAUGAAAAUAGAAGUCAUGUUGCUGUUAAAAGAAUAUGCAACCAAAGAAAAUUGGACAACAGUCGGAAGAAACAGUUUCUUGCAGAACUUCAAACAUUAAGUGGAGUUCGACAUGUCAACAUUGUUACGCUAAUUUGCUGCAUUUCAAAUGAAAACUCAAAAAUUCUACUGUAUGAGUACAUGGAAAAUCAAAGCUUAGACAAAUGGUUGCAUCCUAAGCAAGGACGUGAAUCAUUAGUCAUGAUCAGUCCAGCACAAAAUGUAGUCUUGAAAUGGGAUACAAGGCUGCGUAUUGCAAUUGGAGCAGCCCGUGGUCUUUGCUAUAUGCACAAUCAUUGCUCUCCUCCCAUUAUUCACCGAGACAUUAAAUCAAGUAACAUCCUACUGGAUAACGACUUGAACGCAAAGGUUGCAGACUUUGGACUGGCGAAAGUCCUCGCCAAGUGUGGAGAUACUGAGACUGCUUCUGCGGUUGCUGGCACUUUUGGUUACAUGGCUCCAGAGUAUGCUUAUACAGCUAAAGUAAGUAUGAAGAGCGACGUUUAUAGCUUUGGUGUUGUGCUGUUGGAGCUAGUUACCGGAAGAGAACCUGUUCAUAGAGAUGAGGCGAUCAACCUUGCACAGCGGGCGUGGAAACACGUUGAAGAAGAAGAACUUAUUGAAGAUGCUCUGGAUGAAGAAAUCAAGGGACCAGCAAAUUUGAAAGCAAUGAGUGAAGUGUUUAAAUUAGGGCUCAUGUGUACUAACAAGGUCGCUUCCACUAGACCUUCAAUGAAGGAGGUAGUGCAAGUUCUUCUACUCAUAGCUACUAAUCGUCCUUCAUAAAAUUCUACUAGUCGUAUCAUUGUUGGAAUAUAUACUAUUAACCAUGAAUUUUGGUUUGGAUGUAGUAUUUAUUAUGGAACAAUUGGUUAUUUAAUCUUGAUAUAAUUAUUAUUA
Molecule: messenger RNA, 2720 nt
Organism: Nicotiana tabacum (common tobacco)
Lineage: Eukaryota; Viridiplantae; Streptophyta; Magnoliopsida; Solanales; Solanaceae
Product: leucine-rich repeat receptor-like serine/threonine-protein kinase BAM1
Biological process (GO): protein phosphorylation
Molecular function (GO): protein kinase activity; ATP binding; receptor serine/threonine kinase binding
Source: RefSeq, a predicted model, not a curated record